CCGCGACGUCAGUGUCUCUGGCACCGAGCGGAGUUGGUCGGGGCCAGCAGCAACGUCACUCCCUGACGCCGGCAUCAGAGCAGCACGGGCGGCCAACCGCGCAGCAGCGAGUCGCUCCGGAACUCGGCGGAGGAACACAACGUCGGACAGCGGCUCUCUCUCUCUCUCUCUCUCUCUCUCUCUCUCUCUCUCUCUUUGCUUCGGACGGCGACUUUCCGCGUCCGUGGCUCAGGCAGAAACCCCGAAGUCACUCAACGUGGAAACGCUUUUAUUUAUUUGGAGUGUCUAAGUAAUACCCCGAGACCACAAGGAACACAAGAUGGUGAUUACCAGCCUGGCACCCCUGAGAAGGACAUCACUGGCCAUGGACACGGAGGACAGAUGUUUGCAGUGAAGAGGAGCAGACUGGAGAGGAGGUAGUAACAGGUGCCGCGUGCCAAGGUGGAUUUGGGGGUGUGGAGGAGAGCUGAAGAUCAUGGGUAAAUCAAACAGCAAGCUCAAGCAAGAGGUGGUGGAGGAGUUGACAAGGAAAACCUACUUUACAGAGAAAGAGGUGCAGCAGUGGUACAAAGGCUUCAUUAAAGAUUGUCCAAGCGGGCAGCUGGAUGCUGUGGGCUUUCAGAAGAUUUAUAAGCAGUUCUUUCCUUUUGGAGAUCCCACAAAGUUUGCCUCCUUUGUCUUCAAUGUAUUUGACGAAAAUAAGGAUGGACGCAUCGAGUUCUCUGAGUUCAUCCAGGCCUUGUCUGUGACUUCCCGGGGGACUCUAGAUGAGAAGUUGAGAUGGGCUUUUAAACUAUAUGACCUUGAUAAUGAUGGCUACAUCACCCGAGAUGAGAUGUUGAACAUCGUAGAUGCCAUAUAUCAGAUGGUGGGGAACACUGUGGAGCUGCCAGAAGAAGAAAACACACCAGAAAAGCGAGUUGACCGUAUUUUUGCAAUGAUGGACAAGAAUGCAGAUGGGAAGCUGACUCUGCAGGAGUUUCAGGAGGGCUCAAAGGCAGACCCUUCUAUCGUUCAGGCACUGUCACUCUAUGAUGGACUUGUGUAAGAAUGUAAGAUUUCAGGACACCGCUUUACUGUCGUCUGUUCACUGCUGAUCAUUCUCACAACUUCUCAGAUGGAUCCAACUCAGCAUCCGUUACACGCCAAUCCAGCACCAUCACACCUGUAACGGGGGGAGGCCACAUUUAACUUGCUCACCCAGAAGUGGACUGCAAACUUUAGUCGCACGGCCGUACGGCAUCUGUGUCAAGUAGCUGUUCGUCUACAUUUCCAGUAAGGAUUGUAAACAAAUGUAUCCUCUGACGUGACGGAGAAUUCCAAACAUGUCAGCAAAAAGCCCUCAGUCAUUUAUCCGUGCUUCUACAGCUGUGUGGCACCGCGUACACACUUCAGUGUUGUGGACUGUGUACGAGCAUUUCUGCAAGCGCAGUGUUGUGAUUUCCCCAUGGACAGUCCAAGGAACUGAAUUCCCUCCGAGAUGUUAGUGUGCGUCUUGUUCACAUACUGUAAAGCAGGGGAUGCACGUGAGCCGCUCAGAGGAACUGUGCUGCUGCUUCACCAGCACAUGGAGAGACUCUUAACCCGGGAGAAUCUGGAAAAAUGUGCUAUUUAACGUGAACACUAACUUAAAAUUACAACGCAGUAUAGUGUAUAUUGUAUAAUGUAAAUAUAAUGGUAAUUUAUUUUCUGCUUUGCUGCGUUUAUGGGAAUUUUACUCAUAAGUAUGGAAUGAAGUUUUAUUUUUUAUCAAAGGUGUUGAAAUGUAUUGCACUGUAUUUUUCAUUAUUAUUGUGGGAUUGUUUUUUUUCUCACAUUCUGAAGUUUCCUUUUCCUGAGAGAACGGAGUUUUUAUUUGAAGAAGAGUGUUUAAGGAGCGGGGAGUUUUCUAUGGAUUAUUUUACUAUGUUUGCAGUCUGUGCAUCCUAUUGUGUUUUCACUUCCCUGUUAGCAAGAGCAUCUAGUGUCUGCAGUGUUGCACAGCCACAUCCUGAACGACGUGCACCGAGCGACGCAGCGAAUUCUCACAGCUUACAUCUGAACCGAGGCUCAUUAUGCCUUUUGAGGGGAUCGUGCUCCACCCUCAGCACACACAAAGCCCUGGUCAUUGAGAGGCACAAAUAGACAUCAAUUCUGGUUGUAAAGCUUUUGCGAGCUCUGUGGUUGCAAUUGUCUACUUAGUAUUUGUCCUGUGCAAGGCCAGAGCAUGUGAUGAUGCCUUUUUUUUCUCCAUUCUUGGACUGUUUUAGUUACAGCAUUAAGAUGUUUUAUCAGCUUCACUGAUUUUAUGCCUUAUGCAAAUGAUAAUUUACUAAAUGAUAAAUGUCAUUUACCUGUUGAUUAACAGUAUAAGAGCACAGAAUAAAAUGCAUUUAAGUGGCAAA
Molecule: messenger RNA, 2384 nt
Organism: Dicentrarchus labrax (European seabass)
Lineage: Eukaryota; Metazoa; Chordata; Actinopteri; Moronidae
Product: neuronal calcium sensor 1
Exons: 10
Coding region: 476-1048 (190 amino acids)
Molecular function (GO): calcium sensitive guanylate cyclase activator activity; calcium ion binding
Source: RefSeq, a predicted model, not a curated record